AUGGAAAAACAAGGGCGGAGAUGCAGAAAACUGGUGCUAGUUCCAUGUCCGUUCCAAGGACAGGUAAAUCCGAUGCUUCAGCUAGGCACAAUCCUUCACUCCAAAGGUUUCUCUAUCACAGUUGCUCAUGCCCAAUUCAAUUCUCCUCAAACUUCCAAUCAUCCUGAUUUUAUCUUCCAAUCCCUACCAGAUGGCAUAUCAUCCAAACCUGACAUCCCUCGUGAUUUUUUAGCUUUCAUGUCAAGUCUUAACUUGAACUGUAGAGCCCCAUUCCAGGAAUUUCUAAGUCAGAUGAUAGGAAAACAGGAGCAGCAAGACGAACUCCCCUGCAUAAUUUAUGAUGCACUCAUGUACUUUGCAGAAGCAGUGUCUAGUCACCUGAAGCUACCAAGCAUCAUCUUACAAACUGGUAGUGUUACCACUAUGCUGACGUACUUUGCAUAUCCUCGACUCCAAGAGGAAGGUUACAUUCCACCACAAGAUUCCAACUCAACAGAGUUAGUGCCUGGGCUUCAUCUCCUCAGAUUCAAGGAUCUACCAUCAAGCACUUUGGAUGAUUUAGAUCCCACUCUGCAACUAAUAGCUAUACUGAGCAAUAUAGGAUCAUCUUCAGCCAUCGUUUGGAAUGGUAUGGACUGCCUUGAACAAUCAUCAUUAGCACAAUAUCAACAACAAUUCCGAGUUCCAAAUUUGUCAAUAGGUCCUAUGCACAAAAUUGCUUCGGCGUCCUCUAGUAGCUUACUGGAAGAGGACAGCAGUUGCAUCUCAUGGCUUAACAAGCAAGGUCACAACUCAGUUAUAUAUGUAAGUUUUGGAAGCAUAGCAUCCGUGGAUGCCAAAGAGCUAACAGAAAUGGCUUGGGGCCUAGACAACAGCAACCAAACUUUCCUGUGGGUGAUUAGGCCGGAUCCUGAUAAUGGAGCAGAACCUACUGAUUGGUUGCCUGAUGAAUUUAAAGAGACUGUGGGAGGAAGAGGCUACAUAGUGAAAUGGACACCACAACAAGAAGUAUUGGCACAUGGUGCUGUGGGAGGACUUUGGAGCCACUGUGGUUGGAAUUCAACCAUUGAAAGUAUAAGUGAAGGGGUUCCAAUGAUUUGUAGGCCAUGUUUUGGGGAUUGUUAUAGAUGUAUAUGA
Molecule: messenger RNA, 1137 nt
Organism: Pistacia vera
Lineage: Eukaryota; Viridiplantae; Streptophyta; Magnoliopsida; Sapindales; Anacardiaceae
Product: UDP-glucose iridoid glucosyltransferase-like
Exons: 2
Coding region: 1-1137 (378 amino acids)
Molecular function (GO): UDP-glycosyltransferase activity
Source: RefSeq, a predicted model, not a curated record